AUGCCCGAAGUCAACCCCAAGGCCUUCCCUCUCGCCGAUGCCGCGCUGACCAACCAGAUCCAGGAUCUGGUGCAGCAGGCCUCGCACUACAAGCAGCUGAAGAAGGGCGCCAACGAGGCCACCAAGACCCUGAACCGCGGUAUCUCCGAGUUCAUUGUCAUGGCUGCCGACUGCGAGCCGAUCGAGAUCCUGCUGCACCUGCCCCUGCUGUGCGAGGACAAGAACGUCCCCUACGUUUUCGUUCCCUCGAAGGCUGCUCUGGGCCGUGCCUGCGGUGUCUCGCGCCCCGUCGUUGCCGCCUCGGUCACCACCAACGAGGCUUCGGACCUCCGCCCCCAGAUCCAGGCCAUCCGCCUCCAGAUCGAGAAGCUCCUGAUCUAA
Linderina pennispora is the source of this 381-nucleotide messenger RNA. Its product is annotated as L30e-like protein. The transcript has 2 exons. Gene Ontology annotation, biological process: ribosome biogenesis; mRNA splicing, via spliceosome; maturation of SSU-rRNA. Gene Ontology annotation, cellular component: precatalytic spliceosome; U4/U6 x U5 tri-snRNP complex; box C/D methylation guide snoRNP complex. The coding region runs from base 1 to 381 and encodes 126 amino acids. The record is from RefSeq and is a predicted model, not a curated record. Gene Ontology annotation, molecular function: RNA binding. Lineage: Eukaryota; Fungi; Kickxellomycota; Kickxellomycetes; Kickxellales; Kickxellaceae.